UUUUGUUUUUUUGUUUUUUCCUGUCUUUGUUUUUUGUUUUUGUCCUGUCUGUUUUGUUUUGUCUGUCUUGUCCUGUCUAGCCCAAUGUACAGUACAGUGUUAUUUAUGUCUGUACUUUUGAGAGUCACAAACAGCUGGAACCAGAUUCCUUCUGUGUGUCAACACAAUUGGCCAAUAAACCUGAUUCUGAUUCUGAUCAUGAUCAUGUGUGAUGGUUCAACUGGCUGCUUGUCUUAAACCUGAUUAAAUGUCUUAAUUUGUAGUCAGUAAAAUACUCUAAACAACCUAGAUGUUAAUAUUUAACACACUUUGUAAAGAUCAGUUACUGAUGACAGUAAAAUAAGCUAACAAGCGAGUCUAUAAACUAUAUAGAGUCCUAGCAUCUUCAGCUUUGUUUCAUAUCUCACCUGAGCCACAUUUUCGAUAUGAUCUCCUGGCUGGGGUAAGAAUGGUGAUCAACUUCUGCCUGCCGCACUUUAAAACCACUGCUCAAUGCAAUAAGCUCUGUGCAGAUGGCUACGAUGUUUCCAAUCUUCUGUCUAGGGACCCAGCAGCUUUGCGACUAGGUUGCAGGCUGGAGUACUUCCUCCGUCCUCCACUACAUGUGACCCUGCACUUCCAAGUGAAGGUCGAUUUAUACCGUGUGGAUGUUGAACUUUUGCCCAGUGGUAAUGCCUCUAGGAAGCUUGAGGUUCUUACCUGCUCUGAGGUAAAACCUGCUAAUACCCAAGAAAAUGAUCAUGAUGGAGGACAAUUUAAGCUUGUGGGACGUUGUGAGCUGAGAGACGAAGUGCUCUCGUGUUUUAAAAAUCCAAAUUUUAGACUCCGAGCUCCCUUCCUUGAGUGCCCACCUGACCCUCCAUCCCAUGCAAGGGAGCAGGAGCUCUGGAGCCGGGGAUCUCAGUCCCUUAGCUCAGUGGCUAAACUUCGUAUCUCUGUCCCCUAUGUUGGGGCUUCUUCAGUGAUAGGAAUCAAGUCUUUGGCAGUAUGGGGUGUUCCUUCUCGCUGUUGUUCUAUUUCAGAAAUUGAACAAUUUCAGAAGGCCCAUUACGACAGCUUGCAACCAAAGCAUUCUAAUUUUUCAAUUAAUUUACCUGUUUCUACCUCAGCAAAAUCUCAUAUGUCAGACAAUGCUUCCUCUGAAACAAAUUUGCCUGAUGAAUUUCUGGACCCGCUGACUCAGGAGCUUAUGGUUCUGCCUAUGAUCUUGCCGAGUGGAAUAGUUAUAGACAAUAGCACUUUGGAAGAGUACGAAAAACAGGAAGCUAUUUGGGGACGGAUGCCUAAUGACCCCUUUACUGGUGUUCCUUUUACGAAAGACUCAAAACCACUUCCUAACCCUCUCCUUAAGAAUCGCAUUGACAGCCUGCUGCUACAGACUGGCCACACAGGAAUCAGAAGCAAGAACAGUCUACUAAACAAUCCUCGACCAUCCAGGCUCAUUUGUGCAUCAGCAUCUCAACCUGAUCUGGCUGUUCAGGGCUCACAAGCUGAUGCGCAGACCCAGCAGCAUUAUUCGGUGUGUACUGAGCGCACCUCACCACCUGCACAGAUGCUACAAAAACACUCAAUCAAUGAAGAAAAAAAUCAUAGUAGACUAACUAAGAGUUUGUCAAGAACUUUUGCAGAUAGGCAAGAGCUUAUAUUAAAGUCCACUUCUGGAACCAAUAUUAGAAAGGAGAACAUAGGACAGUCAAAGAAAGCUCAGUCGAGCUUUUCUUCAACUAGUGAACAUUUGAUAGCCACUUUUUCAUCCCCCAUGACCAAAAUGCCAAGAACAGAUGCAGGAAUUGACCUCCCCACAGAAACAAACUCUCAUGAGGAGCGUCUGUCUCAGAGCUUAGACCAGGCAUUAAGUUCUGCUCUGUAUGGUUUACCAACAUAUACCUCACAAAGCAACCUGGAGCCAGAAACCACAGGAGGUCAGGGCAGAUGUGGGUCAUGUGCCUGUUCUUUGACUAUUUACUCUCCAAGCCCUGCAACGUACUCUCUUCCCUGUGGGCACCUGCUGUGCCGGCAAUGUCUUGAGCAUGAACACACUUUGAGGACACAGAGACUGACAAUUACAUGCCCUACGUGUCAAGCGCCUGUCUCACCCAGCACCAUCAUGAGGGUGCACCAUUAAUCAUCAUUCAUUGCUGAUUAUGAAAUUCUGUUGUAUUAUGUCUGUCAGAUAUUGGAAAAUCAAAUAACUUUUUUAAUGAUUGUUGAUCAUGUAUAAAUGUGAAGGUAACCAUUCUUUUAGUAUGUGUGAUGUAUGGCAUUAAUCAGUAUAACAGGAAAAACAAAGCACACAUGAUGCAGUGUGUUGGUUUAAGAACCAAGGCUUACUAAUGAAUGUUGCAGUCCAUUAUACCACAAACAUAAACAGAAUAUACACACCGAACUUAUGCUAUCUGCAAUAAUCUCUAUACAAACUGCUAUUACUUUGAGCAUAGUGAAUUAAUUUCCAUAGUAAAUACAAAAAAAUAAAUUAAAUAAAUUCCAUAGUGAAUA
Tachysurus fulvidraco (yellow catfish) is the source of this 2496-nucleotide messenger RNA. RefSeq names its product U-box domain containing 5 (gene ubox5). Gene Ontology annotation, cellular component: nucleus. The coding region runs from base 449 to 2125 and encodes 558 amino acids. Gene Ontology annotation, biological process: protein polyubiquitination. The transcript has 5 exons. NCBI's taxonomy places the organism in Eukaryota, Metazoa, Chordata, Actinopteri, Siluriformes, Bagridae. Gene Ontology annotation, molecular function: ubiquitin-ubiquitin ligase activity; ubiquitin protein ligase binding. The record is from RefSeq and is a predicted model, not a curated record.